AUGGUCAACAGGAGAUUAAACUAUUGGGAUUCUGAUUUUGAGGAUGAGGUCAUCAACAUCAAUGUUGGGGGCCUGAGACGGAGACUCAGUUCGAGUGCCCUCUCCAAAUUUCCUGACACUCGGCUUGGGCGCUUGCUUUCCUGCGACUCUGAAGAGUCCAUCCUACAGCUGUGUGAUGAUUAUGAUGUGAGUGCCAGGGAGUUCUACUUUGAUCGGAAUCCUGGCUUCUUCCUAUACCUGCUCCAUUUUUACCAGACUGGCAAGUUACACAUUAUGGAGGAACUGUGUGUCUUCUCCUUUUGCCAAGAGAUAGAAUACUGGGGCAUUAAUGAAUUCUUUCUGGAUUCCUGCUGCAGCUAUCGCUACCAUGAACGGAAACUGGAGAGGCAUCAUCACAACUGGGAUGAGGAAAGUGAAGUUAGCAGUGUGGAAUCGUCCCCAGAUGAGAUCUUAGAUAUCAAUCAUGACCUGCUUCGCUAUAGUACACUCCGCUGUGGCAAUCUGCGCAAGCGCCUUUGGCUCACCAUGGAAAAUCCAGGAUACUCCAUCCCAAGCAAACUCUUCAGCUUUCUGUCUAUCAGUGUUGUGCUGGUUUCCAUAGCUACCAUGUGUAUUCACAGCAUGCCAGAAUACCAGCAGCUUGACGAGGAGGGCAAGUUGAAGGAUGACUCUGUGUUGCAAAACCUGGAGUAUUUCUGCAUCUCCUGGUUCACGUUUGAAGUCACUGCCCGCUUGCUUUUGGCUCCAAACUUGAGGAAGUUUUUCAAACAUCCCCUCAAUCUGAUUGACAUUGUCUCAGUGUUGCCUUUCUAUUUCACGCUCUGGGUAGAUGUGACCACGAAGACAGAUUCCGAACUGGGAAAUUUGGGAAAGGUGGUGCAAGUGUUUCGUCUUAUGAGGAUAUUCCGAGUGCUGAAGCUGGCAAGGCAUUCAACAGGCCUGAGGUCUUUAGGAGCUACCUUGAAGCAUAGCUACAGAGAAGUGGGAAUUCUUCUCCUAUACUUGGCUGUUGGGGUGUGUGUCUUCUCUGGAGUAGCCUACACUGCAGAAAAGGAGGAAGAUGUUGGCUUUGACACUAUUCCCGCUUGCUGGUGGUGGGGCACAGUUAGCAUGACAACUGUAGGUUAUGGGGACGUGGUACCAGUGACUGUCGCCGGCAAGCUAGCAGCUUCUGGUUGCAUCCUGGGUGGGAUUUUGGUUGUGGCACUGCCUAUCACUAUCAUCUUCAAUAAGUUCUCCCAUUUCUAUCGCCGGCAAAAGGCCCUUGAAGCUGCUGUGCGGAACAGCGACAAGAAGAAACCAGAGGACUCUGAGAAUUACCCAAGUCAAGAAUCUGAUGCUUUCAGUGAAGUUUACCAGAGAGAUGAAGAUCUCACCAGGAACAUCCUUCCACUGAUUGAUUGGGAAUUGAAGACUUAAUGUAUUUGGUGUCAGAAAAAAGGCAAAUUGGUAGCAAGAUGAUCAACAAAACCCUACACCAUUAUGGAUUUAUUCAUUACAAGUGAUCUGCUCCAAAAGCAUGUAUGAAGUAACCUCUUCCUGAGCCAUUGCAGAAUACGCACUGACCUUACACAUCUGGAUUUUCAGCAUUCUUCUAAGCCAGUAUACAUUAUAACUAAUUCAAAUCUCAGUCUGCCAAGAGACAUCUGGAGCAAAAUGGACAAAAUAGUUUAAGAUUCCAUCUGUUUUCCAUUCCUUCACUGCAACAAAAGGAAGUAGAUUCAUCCACACAAGCUUUUCUGUCUGAGUAUUGUGCUGGCAAUAAUAGUCCUAGCAUCCCAAUUCCCACAGUGUAAUUUACAGGCAGACAUCCAAGUACCUGGAUUGGGCUGGAAACUCAAGUAUGGAAUCUAAUAAAUAUGCAAAUUAUACUUUUAAAACAUAGCUUUAUUUCAGCUGACAUUCAGUAGCUGCAGCUAAUCUUCACCACAUAUCAUGAGUCUUCAUGCAACCAAAUAUUUUCAUACUGAAUGUUAAUUUUUCAUAUUCAGUAUUGUUUUCUACCCCAGACAUUUCAAUGUUCCGAUUCAUAAUUUAUCUUCAAAGAUUGCCAAAGAAAUGAAAUACUGAUUGUAAAGUUAUAACAAAUAUUGUUUGUGGCUUCCACAGAACUGAAAUUGUGAAAGAACUUCUAACUUGCCUUAUAAAUGUUUGUCUGAUGGAAACCAUGGAAGCUACCAGCAUAACCUAGAAAGGUUUUUAAUUAAUUCAAUGAUGAUAGAAGAUAAAUAGGAGAGAUUGUA
Thamnophis sirtalis is the source of this 2243-nucleotide messenger RNA. The record is from RefSeq and is a predicted model, not a curated record. NCBI's taxonomy places the organism in Eukaryota, Metazoa, Chordata, Lepidosauria, Squamata, Natricidae.